AUCACUCAAUUUAGGGUCCGUGCCUUCGGAGUUUGGACCUUCAAAUAAAUGCAGCAAGCUCAGAUUUGCUCGCUAAUUUAGAGAGAGAGAGAGGUGUUCGGUCGCUGUCCAAUCUGGCCGGGAUCUGACGCCAAUUCGCCGGAAAGAUGUCUUCCGGCAGGUACAUGGCUUACUCACCCUCUCCCUCGACCGCCCCUCACUCUCCUCACAUCGGCGGGCUUCGCUCCGCCACCACCGCGAUCGUCGAGCAAGAGAAGUAUCUCUCUGAGUUAGUGGCUGAACGUCACAAGCUUAGUCCAUUUAUGCCUGUACUUCCUCAUUGCUAUCGGUUGUUGAAUCAAGAAAUAUUGCGUGUAACCAAUCUGUUGGGGAAUGCGUCAGUUUUAGAUCAAAGUGGGCUUGAACAUGCUAGCCCUCUAGCUUCAGGAGGAAUAUUUUCAAAUGGAGGAGCUAAUUUGAACAGAUGGGCAUCAGCCGCAUCACCGAUUCAAUCAGAAAUGUCAGGUCUCUUACAGCCUUCAUCUGCACAAAACUGGCUUAGUUCUCAAGGUAGCUCAUCUGGUCUCAUAGUGAAGAGAACGAUCAGGGUGGAUAUUCCUGUUGACCACUAUCCCAAUUACAAUUUUGUUGGACGCCUCCUUGGCCCUAGAGGGAACUCUCUCAAGCGAGUGGAAGCAAGUACUGACUGCCGUGUUUUGAUCAGAGGACGUGGUUGCAUCAAAGAUCCUGCUAAAGAAGAGAUGAUGAGAGGAAAGCCGGGGUAUGAGCAUCUGAAUGAACCUCUCCACAUACUUGUCGAGGCAGAAUUACCAGUUGAGAUUAUUGAUGCUAGGCUAAUGCAAGCACGUGAGAUUCUUGAAGAUCUGCUCAAGCCCAUGGAUGAAUCUCAGGAUUUCUAUAAGAAACAUCAACUACGGGAGCUCGCAUUGAUUAAUGGUACACUUCGUGACGAAGGUUCUCAAAUGUCUGGUUCUGUGUCCCCCUUCCACAACAGCCUUGGUAUGAAGAGGGCCAAGACGAGGGGGUAGUGGAAAUCCUCAUUUGUGCGCUUUUGGAACUUGUCCGUUAGUCUCUUAAGGCGGUGCUGUGCAGCCAAUGCCUCCAACUGCCAUCGGGGCACUGGCUUUGAAAUGUGCCAGUUCUAAUUUGUUUGCGUGUGAUAUGAAGUGUUAUUUAUCUUUCUAUUUGGGGGAGGUUUAAUUGACAGUGUCCAUGUUGCUUUAGGCAGUUUGGGUAGAACAUUCUCUCUCCCAGACUGUCGUUUAUCCUAAGCUUGUGAUGAUGGCUUUGUUACAGGGGAGAUUUCUGUGAGAAUUAAGGUAUGGUUUGUAUACUGAAAGUGAGGCAAACAAUGUCUGCCUUGUGCAUAUUGUUUAGGUCAAGUGUUAUGUUACUAGUAGUAGCAUAGGUGGUAUUGAAGAUUUGUUGAACUCAUUCUUUCUCGGUGGUUCUUUAGUGAAAUGGUACUAUGUUCUCCAGUUGUUCUGUUCUGGGUUAUAACUC
This is a messenger RNA of Cornus florida, 1503 nucleotides long. Its product is annotated as KH domain-containing protein At5g56140-like. Lineage: Eukaryota; Viridiplantae; Streptophyta; Magnoliopsida; Cornales; Cornaceae. Gene Ontology annotation, molecular function: mRNA binding. The record is from RefSeq and is a predicted model, not a curated record. The transcript has 7 exons. Gene Ontology annotation, biological process: regulation of mRNA splicing, via spliceosome. The coding region runs from base 147 to 1028 and encodes 293 amino acids. Gene Ontology annotation, cellular component: nucleus.